GGGUUAGGCUGCGUCUAGCUGAUUGCGCUGUGUAAGUUUGUAGUUUGCGUGCUGUCAUGGGAGGAAUGUGGAUUAGGAGCCCUCACGUUUAUAUGAGAACAAGCGCUGUAGCGCGCUGAUCGUGCUGCAGGGUUAUAUAUUUGCCUCUUUUUUAACAAUACAUGCAAGUGUAAGAUUUGAUUAUGAGAAAUGCAAAGCAAAUUUAUGGACGUGAUCGACCACUGUUGAUUUUUUUAACGUAAAUGCACGGAAGGGGGAGAGGGGGCUGGUGUCCUUCUCUGGUCUGUUUUUUUAAGGACUUGACUGAAGGGGAACUUGUCAAGAUGGCAGCAUCUGGAGAAACGGGAAUGCAUUGGCAAUAAAUGCAAGGAGCUUCGAUUCAUCAGCAGGCUGUUGCUCGAGGUAGCUGGACUAUAAGGAUUCGUCGGUGUGCUGUGAUCUUUGUUAUCCGUUAGCCUGUAUCAUAUUGCUGUGGAUGUUCUUACGCGUGGCAUCACUGAAGGAUUUUCUCUUGUAUUAAGGGGUCGGGAGGGGGGCUUUCGCCUGCAGGCAGCCGGAGGAGUGGCAACAACCUGCGAAGUGGAGGGGCAGAGGAAAAAUAAACAAACUCGCGGAGAUUGAGGUGGCGUCGUGGGCAUCCUUACGAGGGUGACGCGCCUGCAAAAUGACUUGACUGGAGUGACAGCAAGAAGAACCGCGACUGAGGUGUGCAGAGCUGGAGCACACUGCACAAGUAACGCACAGCAACAUGCUGACAUGUUAGAGCCAAACUGCGUGCAUUUUUUUAAUUAGAAGACUUCAUUUACCAUUUUUACGGAUUAUUCGUUUUUUGCACAUGCUAUUUGCGAGGGUCGUAAAGGAGAAUGACUUUGUAAUUUACUGACAGAGCAGGUGGAAUAAGGAUCAAGAAAGAAAGAUGUCAGAUGUACCCCAAAUCGAUUCCCUGGACCCCCUGGAUAUCGAAAUAGACCCCGAUUUCCAACCUCAAACCAGGCCGAGAUCGUGCACUUGGCCCCUGCCCAGACCUGAGCUGCAGUCCAAUGUGGAAAAGACGGAGUCUGCCGAUAACUCCAUCAUCCCCGAGGAGGAAGAUGAUGAGGAGGAGGUAUCCAGCUUAAUGAAUACUAAUGAUGGGGGCAUACAGUGCAACAGCAGCAUUGCCGGAGAAGAGCAAAGCGGGCCCACCAUACUGCUAGUGGAGGGCACAGGGGUCGCAGCGGUUGCCCACGAGACGUCCGGCUCACCACUCUCGUCCCACUCACCCGGCCACGCCGGAAACGUUACCGGUAACAGCGGCUUGGGCUCUCAGCAACAGAGAAAAGCGUCCUCUCGCAGGAAUGCCUGGGGAAAUCUCUCAUACGCUGACCUCAUUACCAAAGCUAUCGAGAGUUCGCCCGAAAAAAGACUCACGCUGUCUCAGAUCUACGAUUGGAUGGUCAGGAGCGUACCUUACUUCAAGGAUAAAGGGGACAGUAAUAGCUCGGCGGGAUGGAAGAACUCCAUUCGACACAAUCUGUCCUUGCACAGCCGAUUUAUUCGGGUGCAGAAUGAAGGCACAGGGAAAAGCUCCUGGUGGAUGAUCAACCCAGAUGGAGGGAAAGGUGGAAAAGCUCCACGCCGGAGGGCUGUUUCAAUGGACAAUAGCAACAAAUACACUAAAAGUCGCGGACGUGCAACAAAGAAGAAGGCAUCUCUGCAGUCAGCUCAGGAAGGAGGCGCUGAGAGCCCAACCAGUCAACUGUCCAAGUGGCCUGGCAGCCCCACGUCACGCAGCAGUGAUGAGCUAGAUGCUUGGUCUGACUUCCGCUCACGCACCAACUCUAAUGCAAGCACUAUUAGUGGACGUCUUUCACCAAUUUUAGCCAAUACUGAGCUGGAUGAGGUUCCUGACGAUGACUCACCUCUUUCUCCAAUGCUGUAUUCCAGCCCCAACAGUCUGUCUCCAUCCGUCAGUAAGCCAUGCCCCGGGGAACUUCCUAGGUUGACAGAUCUGGCUGGCACAAUGAAUCUUAACGAUGGACUUGCAGAGAACAUUAUGGAUGACCUUCUGGACAAUAUCAGCUUGACUCCACCACAGCAAUCCUCUCCAGCAGGCAGCAACAGUAGCAAUGGGAGCGGAGGGCUGAUGCAGAGAAGUUCCAGCUUUACUUGUGGCUCCAAAACCACUGGUCUGGGUUCAUCUUCCAGCAGUUUCAGUAAUUCUAUCUUUGGACCCUCGCCUCUAUCCACUUUGCGCCAGUCACCCAUGCAGACAAUACAGGAAAACAAGCAAACAACCUUCUCUUGCAUUUCCCACUUUGGUAACCAGACUCUUCAGGAUUUACUAAGCUCUGACUCCCUUAGUCACAGUGACGUAAUGAUGACACAGUCAGACCCCCUUAUGUCCCAAGCCAGCAGUGCUGUUUCAUCACAAAACGCCCGUCGCAAUGUCAUGCUUCGCAGUGAUCCAAUGAUGUCUUUUGCCGCUACUCAGUCCAACCAGGGAAGCCCAGUUAAUCAUGGCAGCUUGCAUCACCAGCCCCAGUCUCAGAGUUCGCCAAUGAGAGGAGGAGGGAGUGGCCACAGCAAUUUAGUCAAUGGGGGGAUCAGCUUGAUGAAUGAAACCAACAAUUUGAUUUCUGUCAAGCACCACCUGCAGUCCCCCAGUGGUGGUAAUCAAUCUAUGCAAAUUGGCCUUUCAGACUCUUCAUUAUUCUCCAGCAUCAGCAGUGGUGGCAUUAACCAUCCUUCCAUGAAUCAGGAGAAGUUUCCUAGUGACUUGGACCUGGACAUCUUCAGUGGCAGUCUUGAGUGUGACAUGGACUCAAUUAUCAGAAAUGAGCUGAUGGAUGCUGAUGGCUUGGACUUCAAUUUUGAUACACUCAUCUCUGCUCAGAAUGUCGUCACUCUCAACGUAGGAAGUUUCACUGGUGCAAAACAAACAUCAUCACAGAGCUGGGUGCCAGGUUGAAAACCCCACCAUUCUAUAAGUAGUGUGGAUGGACAAACCAGGUCCAUAACAUGAUGCAAGACCCCAGCCCUUUGCCAAAAUCUUCUGUCAGCAUGACAUGGACACCGGUGUGCUUACAGAACGUAAUCUUUUUGGUUUUUUUUUCUCAACUUCCUAAAUAAAAGCUAAAGGGUUGCCAUGAACAGAUGAUCCUUGCUUCAGAAAAUGAAGACACAAGCAAAAAUCAGAAGGAAAAACAAUUUCAGCCUACACCUUUUAUGCAAUCUUUCUUUUACCUGAAACGUCCAGAGACUACACAAUGCUUAAAUUAGAAAGACACUGAUUGUUCAAUAUUAAUGGAACUUGCAAGUAUUACGUAGCUUUUUGCAGUAGUAUCUAUAGGGAAAAAAAGUAUGUGGUGUUAAGCAAUGGUUCCCGGAUUGUGUAGUUCUUACUUUCUUUUUAUCUUUUCACAUUGCUGUAUGCUCCAGCUCAGCAGUUGUAUUUCUGCUGUUUCCACUGAAAAGGAACAGAAAUCAGAAAAGAAAUCCAGAACAAUGAAGUUUAAAACAAAACAAAAAAGAAUUGCAACCAUGAAUCCAGGAAACAGCAAAGGGAGUGAUGAGUCUGCCUGCGAAUGGAUUAUCCUGUUUUUAUUAACCUCAAGAAUCUGGCACUUGGAUUAUUCAAAUGAAGAAGUACAAGACACGAGGGCGGCUUUGAUCAUAAGACUCGCUUUCACAAGUGGUGCACUCGGAUUUUGUUUUCUCUUUCUUUCCUUUGUCCUUUUUCAAUCAGAUCGACACGCAAUGGUACACGUUUUUUGCCACCGUCGCGGCGGGGCGAAUUCUACAUGUCUGUUUGUAUGUAACUGUAGAGGAAAACCCUGUCUGUCGAGGUCCUGUCUAGGAGAGGGCUUUUCUUAAUCAGUACACAGUAUAAAUGUAGCCAAAACCAGAUGUAGACUUGUUCUGAUAGUUGCGUCCCUAAGGGUGCUAUACAGUGUUCAGCCUGUUUCCCUGGGCUUCUUUCUUUUCCCUAGCUGACCACAAAGACGUUUUCAUCAAGAAAAAAAAAACAAAAAAGCAAGCUAAUGAAAGUUUGCAAACAGCUUUGGACUUACAAGUAUUCCGUUUGGAAGCCAUUUUAUUAGGAAACUGAUAAGCUUUUGUGUAUAUUGCCAAACUACUUGAAUAUGUAGGCGAUGCUGGCAGCCAAAAAAAUGACAAAACAAAAAAAAAAUAAUAAUAAUAAAGCAGGAGGAGAAAACUAGUUUUAAUAAGAGUUUACUUGUAUGUGUGAAUUAGAACCUGUUAUAUAUGCAAUAACCCUAGGACUCAAGAUGUUUCCUUUUGUUUAAACAUCAUUAGUAUUGAGUCAAAUAAUAUUGUUUGUAGCUUUUUCUUAUUACCGAUUUUUUUUGUUAAUAUAGGAACAAGAAAAACAACUUGAUUUUUUUCUUUCUUCAGCGAGAUACAGGGAGACAAAAAGCAUAAUCAGCAGGAAUAUAUAUAUAUAUUUUUUGUUACACAGAAGCAACUUCCUUUAUUACACUGACAUCAAAAACAAUUGGCAGGAAAUGCGAUGUUUUGUUUUAAAUCUGUCACACUUUUUCCCCCUUUGAUGUUGCAUUAGUAGGUAUACGUAAACACAUACAUAAUAUACAUAUAUAUAACAGACAUAUAUAUAUAUGUAUACAAUGUAUAUGUUCCUUUUUUUUUUUCUCUGUUCUAUUUUAACUUGUGUUCAGGAAGGCUUGAACGGAGGACAUGCAGUCAGCAAUUUGCUUCACAGAGAGGCACAGGAGCAGCAAAGGUGAAAGGCAAAGACUAGUCGCCAUUCCUAAAACGAGAAUUCACUUUUAUCAGGCAGCUCGGAGUACUGUUCUGAUGUAGACUGUGGAGAAUUCUUAUUUUCUACAAUAAUGUAAUGCUUCUUAUUCUGUUUGAUUAUGGAACCAUGGCAGGUCAUUGUGCAUGGCUGGUAGAUAAUUGCAUUCUUCGCAGUGCACCUCUGAUGUUUUUAACGCAUGAUUCCUACCCAUUCUGAUAGCCAGCGGAUGCCCUUGUACCCGUCCUGCUUGUCCCGGCGUCGAGCGCCUCCUCCCUGACAUGACUACACCUUUACUGUGCCUCCAUCCCCCUUCCCCGUUCCUUAAGGAAAAAAAAAAAAAAAAAAGAAUAUUUAUGUAAUAAUGAUAUGAUGGAUCUUUUUUUCUAACUAUUGUAACUAUGUACCACUUUAUAUAGAAGUUCCCUCUUGAAUGCCUACCCUAGUUAUCUUUCUUUAUCUCUUUGGUUUGUUCAUUUAUUCAUUUUGUUUUUAGCACAUCGAAGAAAUGUGUUUUUGUGCUAACGUGUUGGUAGGUUGCUAGCAUAUCAACAAUUAAAUGCAACUGUGAACUAUUAAUAUUUUCCAUCGGCGUCUCUUAUUAAGGUAGUAGAGCAGAUUGUGAGCUUUGCCACACAUUUUUGGUCCCAGCAAGACAUCACCAACAAGGCAGCAGCUACGCGUCCUUAUCCUUCAAAACAGUGCAGGCGCGGUUCAAUUCAGACUUGUCAUACACAAGGCCUUUCUGCCAACUUGACCAAACAGAGUUUUAUUUUUCUACAUCUCGUGCGUAAUCAAUCACAUUCCUUCUUAAGGCUAAUUUGCUGAACCCUUUCUUCUAGCUCUGAUUUAUUUGUGGCUCUGACAUAAAGAACAAAGGGCCUACAAAGCUUGCCAAUUGCCUUAAACAGUGAUGGAGAUGUAGGCAUCUUUGGAAUUUUUUUUCUGUUUUUGUCGUAGAGAGAGAAAGAGAGAGCCUGAGCUGACAGUUAAUGCACUAAAGCCUUUUAUCGCUUGAAUUAUUUCUGAGUAAAUAAGGCUUGUAACUGCUUAGAGCCGCGCAAUUUGCAUUCAGAGGCUGAUUUGGAGAGCAAAGCCAAAAUAAAAGAGGAAUCUGGCAUCUGUCGUAAUCUUGGGCAUCCUGAGAGGAGAGAGCAGGCAGGGUUUUCUUUGCGUCAUCGGUGAUACCUCUGGGUUUGAAAACGGUAUGGAGAGACAGUCAAGCAGUAGCUGAAACUCCCCAAGGAUGGCUUUCAAGAUCAUUUUUCAGGCAUAAUAGAGGCUGCGCUUGUUCUUUUUCACUUCCUUUCUGUUACUCUUAUUCAUGUUGUCAUGGCAGGUUCACUGAUCGAAUAAAGGGCUUUUUUUACAGCUAUGAAGGAACCCUGUGAACUUGAAAUUCAAAUGAAACACGCUCUGCAUGUAAUGAUAUAGCGGUUGCAGGUGUGUCAUAAAUUUUUCUUUUAAUCACUGUGGCAAAAAAAAAAAAAAAAUAAUAAAAUAAAAUACACAAAUGGCAAGAGCUGUCAUUAUUUAUCACAUGCAAGAAAGCCAUCUGCCAGGAAGGAGAAAAUAUACUACCUUAAUAAUCGACAAUAUGUCAAGACUUCAUUUUAACCGUUUCCCUUUGAAUAUCACUUGUAAUGGCUUCACUGCUUGAUGUUGGUGAAUCUUUCCCUGUGUUUCCAUUAUGAACUGUAAUCUAGUUUGUAUAAGAAAUAGUGCGCAUGUAAAUAAAGCUCUGUGAAGAUGA
Messenger RNA from Erpetoichthys calabaricus (reedfish), 6512 nucleotides. It is a transcript of the gene foxo3b, whose product is annotated as forkhead box O3b. Gene Ontology annotation, molecular function: DNA-binding transcription factor activity, RNA polymerase II-specific; RNA polymerase II cis-regulatory region sequence-specific DNA binding. The transcript is spliced from 3 exons. Gene Ontology annotation, biological process: regulation of transcription by RNA polymerase II. NCBI's taxonomy places the organism in Eukaryota, Metazoa, Chordata, Cladistia, Polypteriformes, Polypteridae. Gene Ontology annotation, cellular component: nucleus; mitochondrial matrix. Bases 917 to 2950 code for a protein of 677 amino acids. The record is from RefSeq and is a predicted model, not a curated record.